Messenger RNA from Arabis nemorensis, 1224 nucleotides. NCBI's taxonomy places the organism in Eukaryota, Viridiplantae, Streptophyta, Magnoliopsida, Brassicales, Brassicaceae. The record is from the annotation of a GenBank genome assembly.
AUGAAGAAAUUUGAUCUUGUGAUCUCUUUCUUUAAUCAGAUGGAGAUUCUUGGAAUCAAGCAUGAUCUUUAUACAUACAAUAUUGUAAUUAAUUGUUUAUGUCGAUGUUCUCGAUUCUCUGUUGCUUUAUCUGUUAUUGGGAAGAUGAUAAAGCUUGGUUUCGAGCCUGAUGUUGUCACGCUUAGCUCUUUGAUCAAUGGAUUUUGUCAGAGGAAUAGAGUUUUUGAUGCUGUUUCAUUGAUUGUGAAAAUGGAGGGAAUUGGAUGUAGACCUGAUGUUGUGAUUUACAACACGAUUAUCGAUAGUUUUUGCAAGAACCGAUUGGUGAAUGACGCGUUGGAACUGUUUGAUCAGAUGGAGAAAGACGGUGUUAGAGCGGAUGCUGUUACUUAUAACGCGCUUGUGACGGGUCUUUGUAGUUCUGGUAGAUGGAGCGAUGCUGCUUGGUUAUUGAGUUAUAUGACGAUGAGGAAUGUUGUCCCGAAUGUAAUCACUUUCACUGCAUUGAUCGAUGCGUUUGUGAAAGAUGGGAAUUUUUUGGAAGUGGAGAGAUUGUAUGAAGAGAUGAUCCAAAGGUCUAUAGAACCCGAUGUUUUUACUUACAAUUCGAUGAUCAAUGGGCUUUGUAUGCAUGGUCGGUUAGAGGAGGCCAAACAUAUGGUUGAUUUGAUGGUAUCAAAGGAUUGCUUCCCCGAUCUUGUGACUUAUAAUACUCUCAUAAACGGGUUUUGCAAGUCGAAAAGGGUAGAAGAUGUGAAGAAACUCUUCAUCGAGAUGUCUCAAAGAGGAUUAGUUGGCGAUACAGUUACUUACAACACUAUUAUCCAAGGUUAUUUUCAAAUGGGUAAACUAGAUGCUGCCCAAGAAGUUUUCAGACGGAUGGACUCUCGGGGCGUGCCUCUCAAUAUUAGGACCUACAGCAUUUUGUUAGAUGGAUUUUGUAAUAACGGGAAGGUAGAGAAAGCAUUGGUGUUAUUCGAGAAUAUGCAAAAGAGCGGAAUGGAUCUCGAUAUUACUACGUAUAAUAUCGUGAUUCACGGGAUGUGCAAAGCCGGUAAUGUGGAAGAUGCGUGGGACUUGUUUUGUAGUCUCGCCUUUAAUGGAGUUAAACCUGAUAUUGUAUCAUACACUACGAUGAUCUCAGGCUUUUGUAGGAAACGGCUUUGGCAUGAAGCUGAUGAGUUGUAUAGAAAAAUGCAAGAAGAUGGAAAUCUUACACUGUAA